ACAACCCUGACAUAAUCUGGUGUAGUUGAUGGUGUCCAGUCUAAAAUUUAAAAGUGAUACUGUCAGAAAAAUAUUUCAGUAUUUUUUUGGACACAACCUAGUUCUAUCGUGAUCUUUAAACCUACAAUAAAACUACAAUGUCUCUUGACCAGGAAUUCCAGCAGGUGUCCGAGUCGGUGAGGAACUGGAAGCCGAAGCCAUCGGACAGCGAGAACCUCGCUCUCUACUCGCUGUACAAGCAGGCGACCGUCGGUGACGUCAACAUUCCCGCGCCCAGCGGUCUCGUGGAAGGUGCGAAGUUCAAGGCGUGGACAGGACGCAAGGGUAUCUCACAAGAGGAUGCCAAGAAGCAAUAUAUUGAUUUGGCCAAGCAGCUACAGUCUAAAUACGGCUGAGUUACUUUUGUUUAAUUUAAUUUUAGUGUUAUCUAUAGUGCACUCUCGUUUUGAUCAAUAUUAGGUAUUAAUAAUUAAGUAUGUAUAGUUUUUAUGAAUUUGUUUUUUAUUUUUUGGUUCAUUAAAUAUAAAAUAAAAUCUUUUUAUUUAAUUAAAA
This is a messenger RNA of Galleria mellonella (greater wax moth), 552 nucleotides long. It is a transcript of the gene ACBP-like, whose product is annotated as putative acyl-CoA-binding protein. Lineage: Eukaryota; Metazoa; Arthropoda; Insecta; Lepidoptera; Pyralidae. The record is from RefSeq and is a predicted model, not a curated record. Gene Ontology annotation, molecular function: fatty-acyl-CoA binding. The coding region runs from base 138 to 395 and encodes 85 amino acids. The transcript has 4 exons. Gene Ontology annotation, biological process: fatty acid metabolic process.